AUGAGCGAGGGCUUUGCACCUUGGCCGCAAGCCCUUGCUGGACAAUCAUCAGAACAAUGUUAUAUUCCAACCGUUCCCUCUCAGGGUGGUCUGUACACAACGUAUACGAUCACGUGUGCAGACCACCCGUCCUCGCCAGGCCCGUCGAGUCCGAUGGACAGAAAGGCGCUCUCACCCACGUUGAGUCAGAGUGGGUCGUCCGCUGGCAACAGUUCGGUCGAUCAUGAAGAAGAACUCAUCGUCGAAACCUCUCAAAUAAAUCCUCAAUACACCCAACAAUUCUCUGAAGAACCCUCGCACAUCGAGUAUUGCUCACUCGUCGACACCCCUCCCAUCUACUCUCUACGCUCCUCCAUUGGUUACGGAAUCGCUCGUAUCAUUUUCAUUGAAAAGCUCAUCUGGAACUGUGCACUCCAAAUCUAUGGUAUCUAUGGAGCACCUACGACCCGAGAACCAGGACCGACAUCUUCAAUUUCGUUGGAGGUACUCGUCCAAACGGGCCUUGUCCAUGGCUUAUGCAACGAGAUUGUCAUCCUACCAAUCAUGGCCGCCAUUCAAAAGGGGCCUGGCUCGAUGAGCAACCAGGCCGAUAUGAUUCCUUUUCCAAUGUUCAUGGCCGAAAUGCUCCGACGGAUGAAAGCGAGCUAUUUUUUGCUCCAAACCGCGAUGCGUUAUGUCCUGGAUAUAGAGUCACAGAUCCGUUCAACUCGCGAGCGUGCUGCCUGUGGCUGGUGCCGCUCAGGUAUAUUUGGAUGUGAUCAUUCAACCUAUGCCGAACCGAGCUCCUCCUCCCGUUUCUCCCGUGGUCGGAUUUCCAAUGGGAAGCAACUAAGGCAAGAUCUGACUAGCGUCCCCACAUCCACCUUUACCAAAUUUGACCCCCUGUAUCCCCUUGUCGAUCCCCGCAAAGCCUUCCUGGGCGCUCUCAUACUCGCCAACAAAUUCCAUCGGGAUAGAAGUAUUGGCAACAAGUCGUGGGCAUCUCUCAUUGGGCUCCCUCUGGAAGAAGUUCAUAGCGCAGAACGAGCAGUCGGAAGCGCUCUUGGAUGGACUCUGAGUCGGCCUUGGGUACAGGAAGCCAAAGAGAACGGUACCUGGGUACCUGGAUCGCUCGAUCCUACUUUCUCGGAGCCACUAUUCGCUACAAAUGAGCAAGAAGUUGCCCGCUAUGGCGUCAAAGCACUCCGCGAUUGCAAACAAUUACCGCCUCCCAUCCGCUUAGACCAGCUGUCUAGCGAGACACAAUUUGCGCCACCACUCACCUCUUCAAUAGAAACGGAUGGUGAAGUGACGCCUGACGCGACCCCUCGCCGUCCCCGCUCGCGGACAUUGACAAGUGCUGACAGUCGUCCGAUCGUCCCUCUCCCAGCCCGUCAACAGACCAUUGACACUCAGCCGGUUCGCAAAGCAAACCCGCUGAGAAAGGCUGCCACGGCUCCGUUUGUUCUCCAACCCAAUGCGACCGCAUCGCAACAGAUGUCACCGGAAUUCCUAUGGAGCGAGACACCUUGCAAGUCCACCACGUCGUCUUUCGAUACGUUUACGGACACCACACCCACAUUGGAACCGACACGCUCCAAACGCAAAGCCAGCCAGGAUUAUGGCCAUAUCUCGCUUCUCCGCCGCGGGUUUUCUGGACAGCGACUACCCGUACAAUCCCCCUCAGAUUCUGACCUUCCUUCUCCAAGCCCGUCCCACGCCUCCUGUAGCUCACAUUCCUCUUCCGUAGGGACGGGUGCCGCCACGCGGACUCGCCAGAUACGACAGAGGAGUGUGAUCUCAGAGUCCGGGGAUGAUACCUGUCCAGAACUAUCUCCGUCAACACGGUCUUCGACGUCACCCUCGGUGGGUUUGCUGACGCGGACCAACACUCCUGGAAGCCUCGACGCAGUGAUGAUGAUGGAUGAUGUUCACCAAUCACAGCCGACGUAUGCAGCUUCGAGGUCCUUUGCGAUCCACUACGCUGGAGCGCCGAUACACCGGCUCGACCAGAGUAAAUCCUCAGACGCUCCGGUUUCGUCGCUGGCUAUCCGCAUCUAG
Molecule: messenger RNA, 2040 nt
Organism: Serendipita indica DSM 11827
Lineage: Eukaryota; Fungi; Basidiomycota; Agaricomycetes; Sebacinales; Serendipitaceae
Source: the annotation of a GenBank genome assembly